AAGGCGGGGAUGGCGCUGCAGCUGGAGCUGAGCGAGGCCUGGAUCCGGGAGCAGGCGGCGCUGCGGGGACUUGGCCCAGAACAGGUGGAGUCCCUCUCACUGCAGGGAACAUAUGAAGGGAAAAUCCACUCCCUUGGAGAUGCCUUCAAAAAUUUUAAAAGUUUGCAAUCGUUAGAUCUGUCCAGAAAUAUGAUUGUCAGUCUAGAGGGUAUUGAAUAUUUAUAUGUGUUACAAAAUCUGAAUUUAUAUUACAAUCAUAUCUCAUCCUUGCUGGAAGUGUCACGUCUCCAAACAUUACCAGUCCUCUCAGAGCUGGAUCUGCGCCUCAACCCCGUUACCAGAAAAGAAUCAGAUUAUAGACUGUUCACUGUCUACACGCUACAAGCCCUGGAAAAACUGGAUGACAGAAUAGUUAGGGAGAGUGAAAGAAAAGCUGCCCUACUGCAUUUUGGCCUCAAGAGAAAAGAGGAGAGUUUAUUUUCUGAAAAAGAAAGCGGAAGCUGUAGGGAGAAUACAAUGAAGAACUAUGCAGUAGAUAAAGGGACUUCUUCAGUACUUAGUUUGGAUAUUGAUAGCAGCAGAAAUCAAACUGAGUCGAGCCAAAAGCAGUUAACUCAUAAGCUUCUGUUAAAAUGCGAAGCAAAGGAUUCCUCAAUAAAUGCUUCAUCUACUUCUGCAGUACAGGCCAGCAGUUCAGCUAAAGAGAAUAAACAAUGCAGCAACACGCUGGGAACACAACUGGAAGAAGUGGCAGGAAAACAGUUGCUGAAUCACAGUCACCUGGAAGAUGAAUACAGAUCCCUUCCAUCACCACCACAAAUGCGUUCAUCCCUGCGCUCCCCAGACAAAAUAAGAGCUGGACUCACAAGAGGAGGAUUUCGGGUGACCUUUUCAGAAAACGAUUCCUUAGACUCCUCUCUUGAGAAAGACAUAAUAGGAAAACCUAAUAUUUAUUACCUUAACCAGGACAUUUCUUCAAGCAAGAAACUGCAUUUGAGUGACACCAACAAAACGAACCCAUACAAGUCACACAGAGAUACCAGUCUAGAUAAUUAUGACCACCUCUACCUUUCCUCCACGCCUCAGAACAAGGACUUUAAGAGACUUCAAAAAGAUAAGAGAAGUACAAAUUUCAGAGAUUACAGUGUAAGCCCUGCUAAUGAAAUGAAGACAACUUCACAGUCCGCUAGUAGUGAUCUACUGACACAGCAUACUGAGAUGGACAAUAGCACUCGAAGCCUCUUAAAACUCAGUUCAGAUCUGAACACCAAUACACACCUAACCAGUGACCCUGCUCUGUUAGCCACUCGUUUUUCUACAUUAUCUACCAGCUUCAGUGAUUUAACAUCAAGGCAUCAACCUUUAUCAGCUGAUGCGUUGCUUGAGCAUUCACAGCCAGCAACAAUGAGAAAAACAUUCCCAUCUGCAAUGCCUAGGAAAGACAGCGAAUCUGCAGCUAACAGGUGCUUGAGCCCUUCUAGAAUGGGGUAUAAACAAAGUGACAGACUGCAUUCAUCACUGUCCCCUCAGCAUUGUUUUAAAGAGUCAAAUAAGGAGUCUGUCCCCAAUGAUCUGAGCAAUGAUACGAGUUUCACAGAAAGUCAAAGUCCCAAAAGGACUGAGAAAGCAUCACAUAUUGCUGUCGUCCUACAGCAGCUCCUGGAGCUGGUAGAUCGUUACUGGGAUGGGGCUGGGUCCCUCCUCCUCAACAAGAAUUUUCUUGCUCCAGCCCAAGAUUUGCUUUUGUAUCUUAUGGCCUCUACCCCUCCACAGAAGGAUGUUCACCUACCAGGUGGGGAUAGCCCAUCAGUCUUAGCUGGAAAUGCUCCCAGACUUCAAAGGACCCAGCAGCAAGCCAAGGGGCAGGAGGAGAGCCAUGGGUCAUCUUCCCAGUUACAGGAAGUGGACUAUAGUGCUGCUUCUAAUUAUUGCUUCAGUGGGACUCACUCACUCACUUACGAUGAGUUGCUACAUAAGAACGAGCAGCUGAGUGUCCAAGUAGAGUACUUAACUCUGGAAUUAAAACAACAUAAGAAACUGCAGGAGACUGUGCAUCUUCUACAGGAGAGUCAGAGGUCUUUAGUGUCCACAAACAACUUCCUGCUGCAACAGCUGAAUAAAGAGCACAGUCCUAAUUCAGUAAAAACAACGCUUUCUUCUGAGAAAUUCACCAUUCGUGAGAGAUCGCCUCCCUUAGAAAGAACUCCUCCUGUAUCAGCUCAUGGCUAUAGUCAGUAUGGUAAUGCAGAGCAAUUAAGCAAUUCUCCUCUCUAAAGGAAACAUGGCGUCACUUCACAUAUUUAAUGUUAUAUGGAUUAUGUUCUUUUCCAUUUAAGUACAAUAUGAGAUGUCAAACUGUA
Molecule: messenger RNA, 2360 nt
Organism: Malaclemys terrapin pileata
Lineage: Eukaryota; Metazoa; Chordata; Testudines; Emydidae
Gene: LRRC36
Product: leucine rich repeat containing 36
Exons: 14
Coding region: 10-2274 (754 amino acids)
Molecular function (GO): protein binding
Source: RefSeq, a predicted model, not a curated record